This is a messenger RNA of Chaetomium globosum CBS 148.51, 531 nucleotides long. RefSeq lists its product as uncharacterized. The transcript has 4 exons. The record is from RefSeq and is a predicted model, not a curated record. Bases 1 to 531 code for a protein of 176 amino acids. Lineage: Eukaryota; Fungi; Ascomycota; Sordariomycetes; Sordariales; Chaetomiaceae.
AUGUCAACCACCAACACCAACUCGCAUGAUGAGUUCCAUGUUCCAACCAUAGAUCCUGCUGCCGCUAGGCCUGCCGCAACUCCGACUGUGGUUCCGACGACCACCACCGCUGUAACGAUCACCAGACCGCCGACUCCAGCCCCAUGUACAACCCGAGCGACGGCUUCUCCCCCGGCUCCCCCGGCUCCGCGGCCACGCCGGGCCCGCCUUGUCGAGCUCGACUACGAGACCGGAAUGGACCUGCACAACAACACAACCGACGAGCGAGCUCUCUUGCGCAGAAUGAAGUUGCGCGUGGCAAACGUGGUCAGCCGUGCAAGAGAUUGUCGCGCGCUGUAUGCCAUGCGCGAGUGCGUCACGAUGAGCAUCGGCGAGACGGACUUGCCCUGCUACAGGUUGGAGCAGCUGUUCUAUCUCGUGGCGCUGGAUCAUAUCAAUGAUUUGAUCCGGGAAGACGAGGCUCGGAAUGCCGACGACUGUGCCACCGCCAUGAUCAACAAUAUCCCGCGGACUUAUGACCGGUACUGGUAG